AUGGCAUCUAUCGCUUCGCAUCCAGGCGUUGAGGUCCGCGGGACGAAAGGCUCAGGUAGUGGUAGAAGCCUAUAUGCUACCAAGUCAUUCACCCCUGGGGAGCUCAUCGCAACGUUCACAGACCCGAUCUUAGCACUGCCCAACGGCCCAUCCGCUAAGACGGUCUGCAGCAAUUGUCUUGUACACAACGUGCCCACCAAGGCCUGUACAGGAUGCAAGGCUGUAUCGUACUGUGGCGGGCAAUGCCAAAAAGAACACUGGAGUCUCAUCCACAAGCUCGAGUGCAAGAGCUUCCGCAAGGUGAAGGACUCGGUGGAUCAGGAUUGGCUUCCCACCCCCGUCCGCGCUCUCCUCCAGGUGCUGCUCCGGUGGGAUGACGACGAGGAGCUCAGAAAUGCCUUCGGGAGGUUGGAGGGCAACCUGGAGAGGUUCAAGGUCAGGGAGGAUAUCUGGAACGAUAUGAGUCUCCAGGCUUAUGGCGGCAUGAAAUAUGCGGGCAGGAAAGAGGAGGAUGAGCAGCUUCAUCUCUCCCGAGAUAUCCUGUGCAAGAUACAGACGAACUCGUUCGACAGGACCGACGUGGACACCGGACAGGCGGGCAUCUUCCUGCAUCCCACUUUGGCCAUGGUGAAUCACUCCUGUGUGCCGAACGCGAAUGUCAAUUUCCUCAAGCGCCAAGCAUUCCUGAGGGCUGAGUUACCGAUCAAGGAGGGCGAUGAGAUCAAUAUCUCAUACAUCGACUUUACGAAACCAAAACUCUUUCGACAACUCGGCCUGGCGUUGUAUCACUUUGAGUGCGCCUGCCCGCGGUGUAAGGAUGACCUGACUGUGUACGAUGUCUGCCAACAAUCACCGGUUAUUCCUCUCAACUCUUUCAGCCUGGUUCCCAAUCUUCAGAAACUGCGCAAGCCCGCAAUCAGCCCACCGACAUCCAAAAAGGAGCUCAAGGAGCUCAAAGACAGCAUCGAUGAGAUCUAUGUCGCCUGUCAAAACCCUGAACGGUCCAGGGGACCCACAACAACUGAGGAGAGGCUCAUGGUGCUCAGACACCAGUGGCGGCAGUGCCAGCCUCUCAUCGAAGCCGGCAUGUGGGCGCAGGAACCCCUGGGCCUGACGGUUGAGCACGCCAUCAUGUACUACACAGAGAUAGGGAGCUACGCACACGCGCUGGCGGUAGCUUGCUUCGCGGCACUGAACUGCGCGCCGUACAAGUACCCAGCACCGUUCAAGGAGAGGCGGCUGAAGGGCCUUAUGGUCAUCGCUAAGACGCUGACAAACACUGCGCCGCCGUCGGCCAUGAAGGCGCUGACCGACAUCACCGAUCAGCGGGUGAUGGUGUGCCUGCUCCAGGCGGACCAGGUGGCCAUCUGCGAGGCCCUGGCGCUGAUGGUGGAGAAGUACGGCCCGACAGCCCACUCGGAGGAGUGGGAGAUCCUCCAACUGGCGAGGAGCAUGCUUCAGGACAUCGCGAGCCUGCCGGGCCGGGAGAAGGAGGCUGCGCUGCUGCGGGGAUGGGUUGGGAGCAAGGACGAGGCCGGCACGAAGUACUUCAAAGAGCAGAUCCUUCUGCCAAUUGAGGACCUUGCUGGGUUUGCUGUGGAUAUUAUGAAAGGGGACUUCGAGACCGAUGAGCCCAUCCUGGAGGUGGACAAGGUCGACUAA
This is a messenger RNA of Diaporthe amygdali, 1662 nucleotides long. RefSeq lists its product as uncharacterized. Lineage: Eukaryota; Fungi; Ascomycota; Sordariomycetes; Diaporthales; Diaporthaceae. The transcript is spliced from 2 exons. The coding region runs from base 1 to 1662 and encodes 553 amino acids. Gene Ontology annotation, cellular component: nucleus. The record is from RefSeq and is a predicted model, not a curated record. Gene Ontology annotation, molecular function: protein binding.